Messenger RNA from Lycium ferocissimum, 1617 nucleotides. Its product is annotated as protein METABOLIC NETWORK MODULATOR 1. Lineage: Eukaryota; Viridiplantae; Streptophyta; Magnoliopsida; Solanales; Solanaceae. The coding region runs from base 226 to 1362 and encodes 378 amino acids. The transcript is spliced from 3 exons. The record is from RefSeq and is a predicted model, not a curated record.
CAUUAAUAUGCCAAGUGUUAAAUACAAUAUACCCCCUAAAUAAUAGCAGAAGAUUACUAUAAUUAAUUAUCGUAAUUAUCUCAAUCUUAUACUUGGCAAAAUAUAGGGUUCCAAAUUUAAUCAAAGUUCUACAUUUUUCUUUAGCCUCCUCCAAGCAAGUAGCAACUACUAGAGGUACUUCUGAAGACUAGUGAAAGGCAGACUUUAGAACUCAAUUUUGCGAAAAUGAACCAACCUGUUCAAGGGGACAGCUCCAGCGCCCCUGCUAUCCUCCCUUUGAAGCGAAGACGGGGUCGUCCUCGUAAGGAUCCUAGCCUAAAGCGUGUAGUUCGUGCUCAAGCUCCUCCACGUUUUGAACUAGUGCAAGAGAUCCAACCACAACAAGUAAAUAAAAAUGAUGUAACUGAUGGAAUGAUAGGUCAAGCUGUUACAGGUGUUGUUGAGUCUGCAUUUGAUGCUGGUUAUUUGCUCAGUGUUAGGAUUGGCGACUCCAAUACAAACUACAGGGGUGUUGUUUUUAAGCCAGGACAUUUUGUUCCUGUCACAACAGCAAAUGAUGUAGCCCCACAUGUUCAGAUGAUUAGAAGAAAUGAGGUUCGUCCUUCUGCUGAAAACCAACUUCAGGCAUAUGGCCAUAUGGCUGAGCGGAAUGGAUCACUUAAUCUUGGAUCUAGGGCCUCAAAAGGCAAACAGGUAGUAAUACAUCCUUCAGUCCCUCCAGUGGGUGCCAGAGGCACAGUUGUUCCUGUUGUGCUACAACCUGUCAAUUUAACAAAUGGACAAGCAUCUAGUCAAAAUCCUGCAUCCCAAGCUUCUCUGGGGGGGUCUUCAAGAGAGAGAGAGGUCCAGAUGGUUAAGCCAUUAGCUAUGCUGCCACCUGACGGACCAGUAACCCCUGGUCAGUUACCACCGGAACCAACUCGUGAAACAGUUCCUUUACAAACUCAAGUCAGCAACAAAGUAGCAAUAGGUGCUGGGCAGAAAGAAGAUGGUUUUCUUAGCAAGGGAGCAGAAGUUGUGCAACCUGAAGAGGUGAAGCCAGUUGUAUCAACCAAUGUAACAAUACCUGUUGCAGUGACCAAGGUGUCUCAAGGAUCUGGGCUGUCACCAAAAAAAGAUACCAGAAAUAAUGAGGCCUCUCAUCAGUUGUCAGCAGAACCAGUAAAUCCCCCUCUUCAUACCCAAGCUACAUCUGUUUCAAAACCAUUGAUGAACUAUGGGACUGGCAGGAUGACUGAACUUCUACAGGCUGUGCAGGAAAACCUUAAGGAGAACCAGCUGCUUCGUGCUGGAGAAUCAGGUCUUGGUGUAAUGAAGAGUCCGAAAACUGAUAGCAGUAAAGAGGAGACCAGUGUUCAGUAGCGUAGCAGGAACAUCCGCAUAUUCUCAUCUCUGUUUUCACAUCCUGGCAGAUUGUAUAGUGCUACUAAUGUCCCGAUAUUACACCUGGUCCUUGCCUUGUAGUUAGCCAAAUGUCGAUAGAUUGUCUUUUUAUGUUUAUUAGUUCUAAUUAGCCAAAUGUCGAGAGAUUGUCUGUUUAUGUUUUUUAGUUCAGAUUAGAACUUUGCACAGUCUUAAACCUUUUGGGAGCUGUUUAUAAUGGUGGAUUUUCAUUUC